Molecule: messenger RNA, 1340 nt
Organism: Erigeron canadensis
Lineage: Eukaryota; Viridiplantae; Streptophyta; Magnoliopsida; Asterales; Asteraceae
Product: protein UNUSUAL FLORAL ORGANS-like
Exons: 1
Coding region: 175-1257 (360 amino acids)
Molecular function (GO): protein binding
Source: RefSeq, a predicted model, not a curated record
AUAAGUACAUGCCCCCAUGUGCCUCAGAUUCGAUCACCAUACAAUACUAGGCAGUAGGCACACAUCUCUAAGAAAUCAUAAUUCUCACACUUUUCAAUUAUUGCACUCUGCGUUUAUAUAAUUUGUAUAUACUUCCAUCUUGUUACGCUCUUUUGAACCACCCACCAUUCAAAGAUGUGGAACAACCUUCCUCCUGAUUUGUUGGCCAAUAUCUUCUCCUACCUUCCUCCACACAGCUUAGCACGGGCGAUGGUCACCUGCCACCACUGGCAUAACUGCGGAAGGUCGACAAGUGGACAGACGAGGCGGCACCAACUCCAUCAGCCAUGGUUCAUUGCCUUACCCACCCGCAGCAGGCAAUUGUGUUUUGUUCAUAAUCCAGUUGAGAAAAGUUGGCACUUGCUUAAUUUGGAACAUGUUCCUAGUCUGACCCGACCUGUGUCAACUAUUGGUGGACAUGGUCUGAUAUUGUUUAAAUUCACUGGUGGUGUACCUAUUCGACUGUCUAUGUGUAAUCCUUUUACUGGUGAAAUCCACCACCUCCCACCACUACAGAAAUCAAGGACUAAUCCGGCAGUGGGAGUCAUAGAGAGUUGUCCCAACAGGUUCAAGUUGUAUGCAGCUGGUGGGAUGUCUAAGGCGGCAAGUGGUGGUGCGGCCUCAUUCGAACCCACAUUAGAAAUGUUUGAUUCUAUAAGCAAUACGUGGACGGUCAUGGGGUCCAUGCCAGUGGAGUUCGCCGUGAGGCUUACAGUAUGGACCCCAAACGAUAGUGUCUUCUCAAAUGGGGUCCUUUACUGGAUGACCUCAGCCCGUGCAUACAGCAUAAUGGGCUUUGAUAUGGGUACAAACAAAUGGAAGGAACUCAGUGCGCCCAUGGGUGACACACUUGAAUUCGCUGCCUUGGUCCCUCGAGAGAGUAAGCUAGCAGUUAUUGGUGGGACCCUAGGUGGGGAUGUGUUAGUUUGGGAGUUAGGGGAUGGUGGUAAAUGGAAUGUGAUUGAAAAAAUGCCAACUGAAUUUAGUAAAAUACUUGCUGGUGGUUGUACUACCAAGUGUGUGGGAAUUGAAGGGGCAGUAUGUUUAUUCCGGGACCUUGCAUCUGGAAUGGUGGUCUGGAGAAGAGCCGGAUAUCACAAAAAUAAAUGGGAAUGGUGUUCGAUUGAAGGUUGUAAUCAGGUAAAAGGAAGACGUCUUGACAAUUACCUGAUCAAAGGACUCUUUGUUCACCCAAAUCUUGCUUCUCCAUUCGUUUAGGCUUGAAUUUUCAUUUUGUAACUCAACUAAUGAUCAAAUGUAAAAUUCUUGUAAUAAUGAUAUACUACGGUAUUUAACGUGCA